GCAACAUGGCCAUUCCCAAUUCCGAUCCCCGGGGUGGCCCCACUUUUGCCCCGGCAGCCCAAAGUCUCGCCCCGGUUUCACGACCGCAUGCCUCUUGACCUCCCGCCAAAGCAUCCGGACUUGACACAGUUGACUCGGACCGCUAUUUUUUCCCCGAUUGGAUUUCGACGGAACAACGAUCCAUUUUUCGAACACAUCUGUCCUCUUGACCUUCCCAAUCGCUCAAUUGUCCCCUUUGGCUUGGACGGCCCGGCCCCGACGCCCCUGCAGAAAGGCUCCUGCAGACGUGCCUGAGCUGAACCCAGACACGCCUUAUCGCAUCGCGAGAUUACAACCUCCAACCGGUGAAUCAGUUCAACUGCUGGGAGACCGUGACCAUCACAUCAAUAUUCAAUCACACCCAGCCUUAAAAACCCAAUCCGCCUGUUCAGCCGCACUUCCCCUGACUCUACCCGAUCUGUUGCAGGCAUGGCUUCAGAUCGCCCGGCCAAUGACUCCUUAGAUCAGUCACUUCUGGACAGACUCAACGCCCUCAAGUCCACCAGUGUCACACUUGAUUCUAGCAGCAAGCUUGGCCCACUCAACCCCGCUUCUACCACUACCAAUGACACUGCACCGGUGAAGCCUUCUUUGACCAUUGGCUCUGCACCGUCGGUUUCAAAAGACGAUGCUCUGACCGAGAGGUUGCGGGUGCUUCGUAAUGCAUCUUCAACAUCCGUGCCGUCGUCAGCUUCUCCGGGAAGCGGUCAGGCUCAUACCGCCUCGUCAAAGCCGGAACCAGAUACACGAAUGAAAGGCCACGAUAGUUCCCAGCCUCUUCUCAAAAGAGGACAAACGCCAGUUUCACGAAACAUCAAUCAAGAAUCAUCUCAGGAUGAGGAUACAAAGACCCAGAUACAAACGCAGCUACUAUUCUCAGCUUGGGGUCUAGAAGAAGUAGACGAUCAAGCUCUGGAUGAGCUUCUGGAAGGUCUACAAGAUGACCUAAACCUGCAAGAAGAUGUUCCUGCCGAGGAGGAGGAUGAGGAAGACAUUGAUAUCCAUGCUAUUGCUAACCCCAACAACUACGACAAUGAUGAUGAUGGCAUAAUCGAAAACGACGAGCACAAAGUCCAGAAACUUCUAUCGGAACUGGCUCCCAAGCCAAACAACAAUUCUUUUGCAGAUGACCACAACAACGAUGACAGUAGCGACGACGAUGACUCGGACGGCGAAGCAAUGACCAAAGAAACCAACAGGAUCCUCAACCAAGUCCAGGAUGAAAUCAACCUGAGCGGCCGCCCUACCGACGACGACCCCUUCUCCCUCCCCUCCCCUCCUUCCGGAACCCGCACGCCCACAUUCACCACCUCCCCCGAGAGGAACCCCUCCCUCACCCUCCCCACCGUCCCCUCCUCCACCACCCUCUCCCCUGCCUCCUCCGGCGGCAAACAAGUAGGUGCAGUAGACGACGACAUCCCCUCCCUCACCGCCCGCCUCUCCCACCUGCGCUCAACCCCCAUCAAAACCGACGCCUUCGGCCUUCCCUCCGUGCCCACCACCACUUUAAUUCUACCCGCCGAUGAUUCUUCUUUUCUCUUGCCUCCUCCCCCGCCUGCUUCUGCAAAGUACCAGACCAAAAGUACCAAAAGAGGAUGGGUAGGCAGAGACGAGAGCUAUACCGACGAGGAUGCGAGGAGGUGGUGUAAGGUUUGUUUGGAGGAUGCUACGAUUCGAUGUGAAGGGUGUGAGUAUGAUGGGUACUGUGUGCGGUGUUGGAGGGAGAUGCAUGUUGGGCCGGCGGCGGGGUGGGAGGAGAGGGGACAUCGGUGGUUUAGAGUGGGUGGUACAACGGAGAAGUAACGGG
Molecule: messenger RNA, 1846 nt
Organism: Neurospora hispaniola
Lineage: Eukaryota; Fungi; Ascomycota; Sordariomycetes; Sordariales; Sordariaceae
Exons: 2
Coding region: 469-1842 (457 amino acids)
Source: RefSeq, a predicted model, not a curated record